This is a messenger RNA of Triticum dicoccoides, 1699 nucleotides long. Its product is annotated as actin-histidine N-methyltransferase-like. Gene Ontology annotation, molecular function: protein binding; protein-lysine N-methyltransferase activity. Gene Ontology annotation, biological process: peptidyl-lysine monomethylation. The record is from RefSeq and is a predicted model, not a curated record. NCBI's taxonomy places the organism in Eukaryota, Viridiplantae, Streptophyta, Magnoliopsida, Poales, Poaceae. The transcript has 5 exons. The coding region runs from base 57 to 1511 and encodes 484 amino acids.
UAAAGAAAACUGUCUCCUCCAGCUUCGUGCGCGCACGCCUCCACCUCCGCCUCCCCAUGGCCGCCGCCGCCGCGGGCGCGACGCCAGCGACGGCGCGGAAGGCCCUCGCGUCCACGACCUCCGCCCUCCUCUCCUCUUCACCCGCGCUCCGCCGCCGCAGCUUGUCCUGCUCCGCCGCAUCAGCAGCGACCGCCCCGCGCAUCGCGCAGCAGCCGCCGGACCUGCUCCGGUGGGUGCAGCGCGAGGGAGGUUUCGUGCACCCGGCUCUCCGAGUGGCCGAUCACCCCGAGUACGGCCUCGGGGUGUCCGCCACGGCGGCCGACGGCGUCAUCCCCCCCGGAGCCGUCCUCAUUGAUCUCCCUGGGCGCAUCCCGCUACGACUCCGCCACCCAGCCGAUGCUGCGGACGCAGUACUGAUGCAGCUCGCCGACCGAGUCCCCGAGGAACUGUGGUCAAUGAGACUCGGCUUGAGGUUGCUUCAAGAAAGGACAAAAUCCGAUUCAUUUUGGUGGCCAUAUAUCGCGAACCUGCCAGAGACUUUUACCGUACCAAUAUUCUUUCCAGGGGAAGACAUAAAGAACUUGCAGUAUGCUCCUCUCCUCCACCAGAUAAAUAAAAGAUGCCGCUUCCUUCUCGAGUUUGAGAAAGAGGUAAAACAGAAGCUUGGUACUGUGCCCUCAGGAGAUCAUCCUUUUUGUGGACAAGAUGUGCACUCGUCUUCCCUUGGAUGGGCUAUGUCAGCAGCGUCUUCACGAGCAUUCCGUCUGCAUGGUGAAAUCCCAAUGUUGUUGCCCCUUGUUGAUAUGUGCAACCACAGUUUUAGCCCGAAUGCUAGGAUUGUCCAGAAAGGAGAUGUGGAGAGCCCUGAUAUGUCAGUUAAGGUUGUUGCUGAGACGCAGAUUGAUCAAAACGCUGCUGUUACACUGAACUAUGGUUGCUACCCUAAUGAUUUUUAUCUUCUUGAUUAUGGAUUUGUAGUAACAUCGAAUCCAUACGAUCAAGUGGAACUGAGCUAUGAUGGUAAUCUUCUCGAUGCUGCUAGCAUGGCAGCAGGGGUUUCUAAUCCCAACUUCUCAACACCAGCCAAGUGGCAACAGGAAAUCUUGUCACGGCUAAAUCUACAUGGAGAGGGUGCUAUUCUGAAGGUCAGCUUAGGAGGUCCGGACAUAGUAGAUGGGCGCUUAUUAGCUGCGCUGCGAGUUCUUGCAGCUGACCCAGAGGCUGUGGGUAAGCACGAUCUGAAAACUUUGAUGUCGCUUGGCGCAAAAGCUCCUCUAGGCCCUACCGUCGAAGCCUCGGCGCUCCGAACUGUUCUCGCACUUUGCGCCAUUGCCCUCCAACACUUCCACACCAAGAUAAUGGAUGACCAGGCCGUCCUGAAGGGAGAACCCCCUCUUACUACUCAACUGGCCGUCCAGUUUAGAUUGCAGAAGAAGCUGAUGCUCGUCGACAUAAUGCAGAAUCUUAGUCGGAGAAUCAAGACGCUGUCUCCGGAGAAAUCUACUGCCUAGGAUGUUAACAAUUUGUGAUAACUCCUUUACGACAAUCAACUAUCUUUCUGUUUGAUGAUUACUGGAUAUAUUAUAAGGAUGAAUCCCCAGUUUUGAUCUUUUGCCAUUUCCCCUAUUGUUUGACAAGCAACUAGUAGAAUUGACUAUGUAUAGCCUGCAUCAUCUGAAUAUUAGAGGCGUUUUACACA